UAUAAAAACUCGGGGAUCCCAAGUUAUUCAAUCACAUCGAAUUUUGCUCCCCACUUGUGUAGCGAUAGUCAUAAAAUAAAUAAAAGAUGAGCCAAUUACUAACUGUAGCCUUGAUCUUGGGAGCAAUUGCCUGCUCGGUGAACGCUUCGUACGCUGGCACUUGGUGUUCUGGAACGGGGUAUAUCGUGGAUCCGUCCAACUGCAAUAUUUACUACCAAUGUAGUAACGGAAGGUAUGAGAAGCACCACUGCCCAUCUGGGCUUAACUUUAAUGGUCGUGGAUUCUAUUGCGACUGGCCUGCAAAUUCGCCAUGCGAAAAUACCGUGGUAAUGCCACCGACAACUACGACGACAACUACUCAACGCCCAACCACCACGACGACAACUACUCAACGCCCAACCACCACCACGACAACAACUCAACGCCCAACCACCACCACCACCACGACUCAACGCCCAACCACCACCACCACGACAACCCAACGCCCUACCACCACCACCACCACAAAACCCCCCACAACUCGUCCCCCCACUUCCGGCACUCCCCUCAUCUCUCACGCCGAAUUCCAAUCCGCCGCUGCCACCAAGGGGGGCAAUCCAACGUCCGACUACUACCUCGGCUUUAUCGCGUCCCUCCCCAAAGCGCAGAUCAGCACGAGACGUGAAGCCAUCCUCUUCUUGGCCCACGCCACCUGGGAAACCGUGGGCUUCAUCUACACAAAGGAAGUAUACUGUCAAACCCAUCUAGCUGAUUGUCUCCGAGCAUAUCCCAACAAUGCGGGUGGUCUGCCCGGUCGAGUCUAUUACGGAAGAGGAGUUAUGCAACUAACUUGGGACUACAACUACCGUGGAGCUUCGUCCUACUUGUAUGGGGAUGAUAGGCUCUUACAAAACCCGGAUGUCGUAGGUGAAGACCCAGCCGUUGGGUGGGCCACCGGUGCCUGGUACUGGUACGCUAAUGUGCACACCCGCUCUCAAACUUUCGGCUCUACUCUCAAGGCCAUCAACGGUGCGCUCGAAUGCGAGGGAGGCAGCCACGGACAGAAUAGAUACUUGCGAUUCAUGCACUACAAAGAAAUCCUCACCCGACUGGGAGAACCACACCCAGCGGAUGACGAUGGUUGGUGUACAGCCUGGUGAACAUAACAUCCAUCCAAUUUUAUACAUGCUCUGUCAUAACUCACUCCUCCGUUGGAUGAUGAUUGAUGUUGCUGUUAUUUUGAUACUAGUCGUUCCGUUACAGUCAAAAACCUUCCCUUCUCUGAUAAGACACGUAAUAAAAUAUAAAGCAAUAAAAUGCA
This is a messenger RNA of Folsomia candida, 1300 nucleotides long. RefSeq names its product basic endochitinase CHB4. Gene Ontology annotation, biological process: cell wall macromolecule catabolic process; chitin catabolic process. Bases 87 to 1139 code for a protein of 350 amino acids. Gene Ontology annotation, cellular component: extracellular region. Gene Ontology annotation, molecular function: chitin binding; chitinase activity. The record is from RefSeq and is a predicted model, not a curated record. The transcript is spliced from 3 exons. Lineage: Eukaryota; Metazoa; Arthropoda; Collembola; Entomobryomorpha; Isotomidae.